AGAAAGGAAGAGACAUUUUUGUAAAAUUUCCCUCUAUCCGUGAAUGAAGAAAGCUCUACCAGUUAGCUCGCGGCCCAAAAGGCUGCCAUUUACAUUUUGAUCCAGCCCAAGUGACAAUCAACACAGACGGGGUCCAACACGAAUUCAUUUCAGCUUUUCAUUCUUCCAGUGACAGCGAGCGAGGAAGGGGGAAGAAGUUAGAAGGAAUAAAUCAAGAUUUUCCAAUGGCUACAGUUCCAGAAGCCAUGUCGGAGGCAAAGCCAACGGUUUCACUCCCUGAGCAGCCCGCAACCUACAAUACCCGAAUUCUAGGGCAGUCCGCUAAGCCAUGGGUGGACUAUGCAAUUGAGCAAGGUCGGCUUUACCAGAAGACCGUAGAGGAGACCUUCGAUUCCGCCGUUGAAGCAUCCAGGUCUCGCCUUUCCCAGAUUCUAUCCACUUCUUCUGCUCAUUUUUAUCAAACUCUGGACUCUUUACAAGAUGUUAAAUCCGAGUGUGGUGCUUACGAGAAUAUUAUAUUCGGGAAGAUUAAAGAGGGUGUUAUCGUUUCAGCCUCAAAUCCACUUCUUACAGGCGGAGUUGCUACUGGUUUGGGUGUUCUUGUACUGAAAAAACCACGGCGCGUUUUGUACCACAAGGCCCUGCGCUUGUUUCUCAGUGAAGAGACCUUAAUUACCAGGGCUGAAGGAAAAGUAAGGGCACUGCGACAAUCACUGGAUGUUAUAAAGACGGAAAGUGAGAAGUUGGAGAAGGGAGCAAAACAAGCAGAAGAGGAAUUGAAACGAGGAAGGACAAAGCUUAGACAGGCGGGGAAGCAAAUCCAAGGCGUGAUUAGUUCAGCUUAUAAGAUUGAAAGACAGGCUGGUGGCUUGAAGGAUAUGCUUAGUGAACUUCCUAGAAGAGAAGCAUCUCAAUUCCGGUCACAAGUUUCGAAUCUUGCUUCUGAGGCUAAACGAGAAAGAAACGCUUUGACGAAGGAGGUCACAAAGAUUAGCAACUAUGGGAUCUCAGUCUGAGAAUGUUUUAGUUUUCAGCCCUUUGAACAUUGGAGUCUUAUGACCAUAAUGGUUCAUUUUAAUAUUUUAUUCCAGAAAUAAUUGCCGUGAAAAAAUUCUCCAUUUUUUGUGUAAGAGAAGGCGUUUUUGCUUUGGAAGGAAAAAUGUUUAUUUUCCUUGAAAAUAUAACUGUAUUCAAUACAAGUUUGCAGGUUAUCUCAAAAAAAAAAAAAAAAUACAAGUUUGCAGGA
Cannabis sativa is the source of this 1246-nucleotide messenger RNA. RefSeq names its product RGS1-HXK1-interacting protein 1. The record is from RefSeq and is a predicted model, not a curated record. Bases 225 to 1016 code for a protein of 263 amino acids. Lineage: Eukaryota; Viridiplantae; Streptophyta; Magnoliopsida; Rosales; Cannabaceae. The transcript is spliced from 9 exons.